AUGAAGAACCAAAUUUCUUCAGCUAUUGUUUUCCUCCUCUUCCUUGUUUUCACAAACUAUUGGCUAAGCAUUGAAGCCCAAACCUGCAAACCCAGUGGUAAAAUCAAAGGCAAAAAUCCACCACCAAAUCAAUGUAAUCAAGAGAACUACUCUGAUUGCUGCCAAGAUGGCAAAACCUACCCAACCUACAAGUGCUCACCAAAAGUUAUUGGCCACACAAAGGCAACCUUGACAUUGAACAGUUUUGAGAAAGGUGGAGAUGGCGGGGCCCCAUCUGAAUGUGACAAAAAGUACCACUCGGACAACACCCCAGUGGUUGCGCUCUCCACAGGUUGGUUCAACAACAUGAAGAGGUGCCUUCAGAACAUUACCAUUUCUGGCAAUGGCCGGAGCGUCAACGCCAUGGUCGUCGACGAGUGUGACUCCACCAUGGGGUGUGAUGCUGAUCAUGAUUACCAGCCACCUUGUCUUAACAACAUUGUUGAUGCUUCUAAAGCUGUUUGGAAGGCCUUGCAAGUCCCUGAAAAUGAUUGGGGUGAAUUAGAUAUCUAUUGGAGAGAUGCUUGA
This is a messenger RNA of Ziziphus jujuba (common jujube), 567 nucleotides long. RefSeq names its product kiwellin-1. The coding region runs from base 1 to 567 and encodes 188 amino acids. Lineage: Eukaryota; Viridiplantae; Streptophyta; Magnoliopsida; Rosales; Rhamnaceae. The record is from RefSeq and is a predicted model, not a curated record. The transcript has a single exon.